CCUCGUCUCCCCGCCCAACGGCUAGCCCUUUUGCUUGUUCCUCUUGAUUUUUGACCGGCCUGCCCUCUUUCCCCUUCUCUCAAUCAAUCGAUAGUCAUUUCAUCCCGUAUCCUCCCACCCCUCCUCCACCAUCCAGGCAAUAUGAACCCUCACCAACAGAAUAAGAUUGAUACCAGCUCCUUGAGUCCUGAUGAGCAACGCCUUCUUCGCCUCUAUGGCAAGAUGCCUACCAAGAAAGAUCUGUUGCAGAACAAGUUGAAGGAACGGAAAUACUUCGAUUCGGGUGACUAUGCCCUCAGCAAGGCUGGGAAGGCCUCAGACGUCGGUGUUACCAAUAUUGGCUCUCAACACCCUGUCCCUGAGAACAUCCCCCAUCUGACGGCGACCUCGCCUGGCGCCAAUAACCCCGCAGCUGCGGGUAACGGUGGAACUGUCAGUUCCCAAGGACAGCAGAUUCCCGGUAGUAUCAGCGGUCACCCGGGCUCUAUAGGAUUCCAGAGCCGAAGCCCUGUGAAGGAAGCAAGCUAUCUGCAACGGGGAAGAAGUGUGGAUGAUGCUGAGGUUGGUGCCACUGGUUCCAUCUCGGCUGAACAGAAGGACGCAGAUGAGUCUAGUGUGAGCCCCCCCCCUGCUCGCGGCGGUGUCCCUAUUCGGCAAUAGGUGGUCAUGUCAACUGAAUUUCCUUUGACCCAUUUGCAACCGCUUUGCCUCAGUCUAUUUGUUGUUCCAUUUGGUGGUAGGGUGGCA
Messenger RNA from Aspergillus heteromorphus CBS 117.55, 747 nucleotides. Its product is annotated as endosulfine family protein. The coding region runs from base 142 to 660 and encodes 172 amino acids. Lineage: Eukaryota; Fungi; Ascomycota; Eurotiomycetes; Eurotiales; Aspergillaceae. Gene Ontology annotation, molecular function: protein phosphatase inhibitor activity. Gene Ontology annotation, cellular component: cytoplasm. The transcript has 3 exons. The record is from RefSeq and is a predicted model, not a curated record.